AUGCUGCACAUGCGACCUCACAGCCCCAGCGCCGACCCCGCGCCCUGCUGGGCACCACAGCCUCAAGGACCCAGCCCUGCUAAGCGCCGCCGCCUCCACGAGCCUGCCCGCCAUGAGCCCCCGGCGUCUCCCGACCUGGAAGCGCCCACCCAGGCCACCAACGAAGAGCUCACCUCCGUGCUGGUCCUGGCCCAUGGCUGUGCCAUGCAACUGCAGCUGGACGGAGUCGACCUACUGCUGGAGCCCGAGCCCACCUCGGUAAUGCAAGUGGAGCUCCCUGGACACACCUUAAUCCUGGUGCCCGAGGGCCUCCAGUCUUUCGCCCAUCUUGGACAGCCUGGGUUCUUGUCCACCAGCCCACAGGAAGGCGCUCUCCGGCACUUGCCCCAGGACCACCUCGUCGUCCUCCAGCAGGGAUCCCUCUGUGAAGACAUCCUAGACAACUCCUAUCAAGAGGUCGCCUGCGAUGAGGAGGACGACUCUGGCUUCCUGUCACCCUGGAUUGACGCUCCAGCUGGCCAGGCCUCUGAGCUCCUUUCCUGCCACAUCAGGAUGCCCACUCCUUGGCCUCAGGACUACAUCCUCGAACCACAGCUUCAGGUACCCUCCCCUACUGCAGAGCCAUGGUCUCCGAGGUCCUUCUGGGACUUGGAUAGCUACCUGCAGGGACCUUUCCCCACCUCGCCACUGCAGCCUCUGCCCCCAUCUCCUCCUCCAAGUCCCCAGGAGCAGCGCCCUCCACGCCCUCCAGGCCCUCCACGCCCUCCACGCGCCCCGUGCAAGGCCCGGAGGCGACUGUUCUAUGAAUGAACUACCUGCACAAAU
Messenger RNA from Mesocricetus auratus (golden hamster), 825 nucleotides. RefSeq names its product proline-rich protein 23A3-like. Lineage: Eukaryota; Metazoa; Chordata; Mammalia; Rodentia; Cricetidae. The record is from RefSeq and is a predicted model, not a curated record. The transcript has a single exon. Bases 1 to 810 code for a protein of 269 amino acids.